This is a messenger RNA of Chlamydomonas reinhardtii, 4307 nucleotides long. RefSeq lists its product as uncharacterized. Bases 472 to 4110 code for a protein of 1212 amino acids. NCBI's taxonomy places the organism in Eukaryota, Viridiplantae, Chlorophyta, Chlorophyceae, Chlamydomonadales, Chlamydomonadaceae. The transcript is spliced from 3 exons. The record is from RefSeq and is a predicted model, not a curated record.
GCGUUGCAAUGAGGGAAGAGUGCUGCUCAUUUUCAACCUUCACGCCGGACAGGAGUACAGGCUUUUAAAUGUUCCUACCCGCGCAGUUACAUUAAGAGCUCACAAAUGAGCAUUGGGGGCACCCCGCUGCGACUCGGCGCCGGCGGCUGGGCUUGUGGCUACACAGCCAGCCCCGCCCCCUCGAGCCUGCGCUGGUCAGCGGCACGCCGUGCGCAUAUGACGUCGCGGCUUGUACAUGCGACACAAACCUCAGCAUCAAGAGCCCGAGACUUGGCGGGUCCUGUGGCGAACGGGCCCGUGGCAAGUCCGCUGGCACCUUCGCAGGUAUCAACACACAUACCCGCCGCCAGCGGAUCCAUGGCCAGCCCAACCGGCGUUACAGAGCCCGCCGCUCCCACUGCCCGUAGCAGGCAGCACUCAGGGGUUAACCGAAGCAUAACUGGCCGCAGCGGCAAGCGCCGAUCAACCAGCAUGGACAAACCGGAGGGCAGUGAUGGCCUGCGCCUAAAGGGUUCCUUUCCUCGCUCACCUGCCCAGAUCACGGCCGCCUUCACCAGCUGCACCUCUCUGGAGCAGCUGCUGGCAACACUGCAGUCACUGCAUGUGGCCGGUUCAGAGGUUGAGGCUGUUGAAGCGUCGCUUGGAGUUGCGGCCGCAGCGGACGCAAAGGCCACGGAGGAGCACUUGAUUGAGAGAGCCCAGGCACGCACACACCGCGAGGGGCCUGCCGCGCACUCACCUCCUCGGCGCCGCACCCUGAAUGCGGUGCAGCUGAGUGCGGCACUUACAACUGCAGAGUGGCUGGCCAGUAGGGCGUCCGAGGGAGAAGGCGGACGCGCAAGUGAGGCCGCUGUUGUCGGAGCAUCACCCGGCCCAGCCUCGACCCGUGCAGACGGCGGCACCAGGCCCCAGGGCACUGCCUCCGCGGCCGGCCUGCUCGCGCCACCCUGCCGGCCGCUGUCGCCGCCUGUGGCGACUGCGCUGGGGGGUGUUCUGGCCCGUCAUUCGGAGGUGCUAGCGGACGCCAACCCGCCCGAGAUGGCGGCGGCCAUGUGGGCGGCAGCGCGGCUGCGGCUGCGGCUGCCGCGUGAGGCGCUGGAGCCAGUGCUGGAGGCUGUGUGGCUGUGGGACCCGGCGGACCUGGCAGCAAACCGCCAGGAGUGGGAAGAGGCAGAUGCGGGGGAGGCGGAAGCAGGAGCGCCCACGCAGCUACGGCGCCGGGGCCGCCAGGGAGCUGCCGCUGACUCCAUGGGUGCCCGCGAGCUGUGCCUGCUGCUGUACUCGGUGUCGGUGCUGCAGCCCGACUACCUGCGCCGCAACGCCGGCGGCUUCCUGGAGGCACUCAACAGCUACGAGGCGGCGGCGGAGGCGGCGGGGGCGGGAGCGGGGGCAGGAAGACAGGGCGGGCGAGCAGGCGGCGGGCUGGCGGGCGGCCGCUUGUCUCGGGAGCAGGUGGUGGGAAUUGUGAGUGCAUUGGCGAGGGCAGGCGCGCGGCUGGACGAGGAGGGCAUGGAGUUUGUGAUGCAGGCCUGCUCCUGCCGCCUGAGCGCCUUCAGCACCGCGCAGCUUUCCGGACUGCUGGCCGCCACACAGCGCUGGUCAUCAGGCACAGGGGGUGAGGGCGCUGGGUCCAGGGCCGUGGUCCACGUGCCCGAGGUGCGGCUGCUGCACAGCCAGCUGCUGCAGGAGCUGCUCGCGCGCCUGGACCAGGAGCAGCAGCGGCACUUGGACCGCAAGCUGCAGGAGCGGGAGCAGCAGGAGCGGGAGCAGCAGGCGCAGACAGGCCCUGGUCGGGGUGGUUGCACGCAGUCGGUGCAGAGGGCGCGCCUACAGGGCGGCAGCAGCAGCAGCAGUGCCGACCCAGUGGUGGGUCGGGCGCUGGUCACUGCGCUGCAGGCCUGUGUGCACGCGGCCCAGACACCCACGCGCAGGCCCGGCAGCAGUGGCGGCGACGGCGGCGACCGCGCGCAAACGUACGGUGGAAGUGCCGGCAGCCGCGUACGUGACCAUGGCGGCGACAGCGGCCCCGGCGUCCGCGUCACUGUGCCAUACCCUGUGCUCAGCCGCCUGUUGCGGCAGGUGCGGCACCGUGCCGCCUGCCUGGGCUCCCGGGAGGUGUGUGAGGCGCUGCGGCUGAUGGCGGAGCUGCGGCGCGGCGGCCACCAGCCCGGCAUCGCGGCGUGGAAGGAGGGGCUGAGGGCGCUGCUGCAGCGCUGGGCACAGUGCCUACAGCCGGGCGAGGGAGGACAGGCAUGCGCGGCCAUGGCGGAGGGUGAUGGCAACGGCAGCAGCCCCACGGGCGCCAGCAUGGCAGCUGAGGACGCCCGCACGCUGGCCACCACCCUGCACGCAGUGAAGCAGCUGGGCGUGCGGCUGCAUGCGCGGGAGUCGGCAGCGGUGGCGGCCGCGCUGUGGCGGCAGGCGCCUGUCAUGCGGCAGCUGGCGGACUGCGCCAUGUGCCUCACAGCCGUGGAGGACGGAGUGCUGGCGGGGCCGGGGGCGGACAGCGAGACAGCGCGUGGGCCGCAAGUGCUCGGCGAGCAGGCGGGGGCGUCUGAUGUCGACUUGGGAGCGGAGUGGACUUGGCAGGCUAGCACCCACCUUGCUGCUGGGGAUGCAGGAAACAUGGGUGGUGGGUCUAUGAGGCUUGGCGUGGCCGAACGGCACGCAGUAGACGCGCUGCUGAGGCGGUCCGGGGAAUUGCUGCGGCAGCAACACCUGCAGCAGCAUGGCCGGCAACCGCAGCUGAUGGGGGGGCAAGAGGUGACGCACACGGCAGGCCGUCGCCCCCAGCAGCACCGGCAGAGAGUGGGCGAGCUAGUGUGCCUUGUGCGUGCAGCGGCUGCGGCCGGGGCCUACCCGCCUGCGGACUGGUGGGCUGCUUGGGGCGGCUGCGUCCAGCUGCACGGGCGCACGUUCAGUGCGGCCGAGGCUGCGGACGUGCUGUUCAGCCUGGCACGGCUGCAGCAGCGGCAGCAGCCAUGGAAGUGGCGAACGGCUAUGGAGCGAAGGCGUAGCAGCCAGCAGACGUUGCAGGGCGCCCGUAAGCGCCAACGUGCGGUGAAGCCAGCGAGCGGCAAUGCACACUCGGCGACUACCACGUCGUCUGGCGGCGGUCUUGCUACUCAAGUGUCAGCGCAGGGGUGUGUGCUCCCACUUCCGAUACCUAGGCAUCUGCUGGUGGCGCUGUUGGCUGUGGCUCUGGGGGUGCCCCCCGAGCCUGGCAGCUCCCAAGCAGCAUCCGGCAGUCGUCGCGGCACCGGCCUGGGCCCCAUCAGCGCCUACUACCUGGUGUGGGCGGUGGAGCGGCUACAGCUCAGUGCUGACGUGGAGCCGACGCUGUGGGCGGUGCCGCUGUCGGCCGCAGUCACUCGCGCGCUACCGCUGCUGACGCCGCGCAAGCAGGUGCACCUGAUGCGCAGUGCCACACGUGCCUGGCGCGCUGCCAACCUGCAGCUGCCGGCUCCGGUGGUUCAGUCCUGGUGGCGGUCGUUUGGUUCAGCAGCCGUGGCCCAAGCGCAGGCUGCCACACUCGCCCACGCCGCUGCAGUCACCGCCGAGGCCGGGCUGGUGCCGCCCCCGGGCUGGGCGGCGGAGAUGUGCCGGGCUGCGGCGGCGUGUGCAGGUCAGCUGAGUGCACGUGAUGCGGCGGCCCUGGUGUCGGGGAUGCGGCUGCGGCGACGUCUGGGGCUGCACAGCCGCAGCACACUCUCAGCUGCACAGCUACGCCUCGACGGCAGCGGCGCAGACCGUGCGGAAAGUCCUGCUGCUGCUGCUGCUCCUUUGGCAGGGGCAGUGAACGAGGAGCUGGGGCUGGCACGAGUGCUGCUCAGGGCCAUGCGGCGCAAGGCCACUCAGCCGCCGGGCGCCCGGGACAGGGCCUUGGCGCGGCAACUGGCCUGGCUGCUGUCCCGCUUUCUGGCGGCCGCACAAGGGGCCGGGAGCAGCAGCCGUUCCAGUAGCAGCUCCGAGGUCGGCGACCUGAGUAGCCUGGCAGCUGGGGGCAGACCUGGUAGGCAGGCUUCCAAGGACGGGGCCGCUGCAGCACCGGUCGCCACGGCGGUCACUUUGCGCCUGGCGCCCCGACCCCAGCUGUUCUUUAGGCGCUAACUGAUGGCCCGCGUACGGUACACUACAUGACGAGCUUUGACCAUGUGUGUUGCCGUGGCCUAUGACGAAGACAAUAGGGUGUGCAUAAUGUAUCAACUCUGUCAAGUAUGCAGUGGAGGCUCUUGGCAGGGAGUUCGGGCGAUGUGUGCGGAAGGGGGGGGGGGGCGUUCAGAAGUUUAGGGGUCAGAUGAAGACGG